AAACAAGUGUGUAACAGCAGAGAGGACAGAGAGCGGGCUGAGAGCGUGAGGAGAGGCAGAGGAGAGCGUUGCAUUAAGCAGCCCAGAGAUCAGUGGAUGCUGACAGAUGCACAGCUGCUGAUGGGAAGAGGGAGAAAAUGCAAGCUUCUCACACUCCAGAGGACAGACGGAGGAGAAGACGUGGUAUGCUGGUUAUUUUCAUCAUCACAGUGAUAAGAUGGAAGGAUGGCAGCAUGUGUGCAGCUACAGAUAGAUGGCUUUUAUGAUUCAGGUCACAGAAAAUGGGAGCAUAAUGUAUCCUGAAGGGAAGCUUCGGCAGGAACCUUGUGGUUUCUCUGCACUCUGCAACGGCUGAGACUCUCAACGAGACAACAUGAGCACAGGACCCAAACAACACCACCCUUAAAUGGACACUCGACGUGAUUUGAACUGCCAGAAUGCCCCGUUCCUAUCAAAACAUGGAGUGUUUUUUUUGUACUGUGUGACAAAGUGGUCUUACCCUGCUGAACAUUGCACUGACUGAUGUAUAUUUCUUAGUAGGUUGCCUACUAAGAAUCCUGUGAUUCAGGGUGCACAGGGUGACUUGAGAGCAAUUGCUGCAUACCCCAUUUAUUCUAUAGCAAAAAGGAAAAUAAAUAUUAUGGUUGUCUGGACACAAGAGACCCAGGAGAUUUGAAGACAUAUGAACUUAAGAAGAGGGAACAUUUGACUGUUGAAACUGUUGUUUUGUAAUAUGAACAUCUGUGGAUUGUCAUAGAAACCAAAAGGACAAGAGAGAGCUGAAGUCUUGACACUAUUUCCAGGUUGGCUGUUUCACUACCUUCUAUAGCUCAAAAGAAUCUCUCAUCCAGGUUUCAUUUUAUCAUGCAUAUCUGAGAUUUAGAUAAAUUCAACUACAGAACUCUCUGAAUUUGAAUUCAGGAUUUUAACUGAAUGUAACAAUAGCAUUGAAAAAACCACAGCUCCCCAGAAGUCUUUCCAUAGUGUCAGAAAGAGUAGAAUUUUUUUUUUCUUUGCCAUUCAGGACUUCCUGUAUAUUUUCAUAGCUGCCGCCACUUGACUGGCUUGGGCUUAUGAGAAAUGGUGUUCCUGAAAGAUUGCUAAAACAGAAUUACUGAAUAAACACCAACAUCACAAAAAAAUGACCUUCCGUGUCUAGACAAACAUAGAGGGCAGCACAAUCUACUUUUGAUCAAGAUUAUGUUUUAGGGCUGGCGCUAGAAAGCCGUGGUAUUACAAAUGCCAAGAAGCCCAAAGUUGGUUUCACUUCAGCUCUCUAUAGCUCCGUUGGCUACCAUCAUUCAAACUGAGAGUUAGCAUCACAUACCCACCAAAAGGGAUCAUGGAUUUCAAUCGGAGCCAGAACUACGGAUCCUAUCCAACAGGGCUGCCAUAUAACACAAGCAUGGACUACGAAGACUACUACCAGGAGCCUGAAGCCAGUAAAAUCAUCAUCCCCUCUAUCUAUGCUCUUGUCUGUUGUGUAGGUCUUACUGGCAAUGCCAUGGUCAUCUAUGUCAUUCUGAAAUAUGCCAAAAUGAAAACGGCCACUAACAUUUAUAUCCUCAAUUUAGCAAUUGCUGAUGAGUUGUUCAUGUUAAGUGUUCCUUUUCUGGCCACAUCAGCUGCUGUUCGUCAUUGGCCCUUCGGGUCACUCAUGUGUAGGCUGGUGCUCAGUGUAGAUGGUAUCAAUAUGUUUACAUCAAUCUUUUGCCUUACUGUGCUGAGCGUGGACCGUUAUGUAGCAGUGGUCCACCCUAUCAAGGCUGCCCGCUACCGCAGACCCACUGUCGCCAAAGUAGUCAACGUGUGUGUAUGGGGGCUGUCACUCUUAGUCAUCCUGCCCAUCAUUAUCUUCGCAGACACUGUCCCAGCACAGGAUGGUGGCGUGGACUGUAACUUUUUGUGGCCUGAACCAGCGUGGUCAGAGGCGUUUGUAGUCUAUACCUUCCUGUUGGGGUUUUUGCUGCCGGUCGGAGCUAUCUGCUUAUGCUACUGUCUAAUGGUGGCCAGGAUGAGAGCAGUGGGGCUAAAAGCAGGCUGGCUUCAACGCCGGCGCUCGGAGAAGAAGAUCACCCGCAUGGUGCUGCUAGUCGUGGCAGUGUUUGUUCUUUGCUGGAUGCCCUUUUACAUCGUCCAGUUGAUCAGCGUUUUCCACAGGCCCCCAGACCCUAUGGUCACUCAGCUUUUUGUCAUCCUCAGUUAUGCAAACAGUGGCGCCAAUCCUAUCUUGUACGGCUUUGUUUCUGACAAUUUCCGGCGGUCAUUCCAGCGUAUUGUGUGUUUCCGGUGGCUGGAGUCUGGGCUGGAUGCGGAGCAGGUGGAUUACUGUGCUGUAGCUUUGAAGAGACAAGCAACAUGUAGCCCUCUGGAUUUUCCCAAGGACUGUAUGGCUUCUGAUAUGGUGUUUCGCAAUGGGACAUAUACCUCCCGUACAACCACAGUGUAACAUUCAACCAGAACAGGACAUACAAAUCAGAAGUAGCCGCGACCUAAAGACAAACUUUUCAACAAGGAGAGAUAUACGUUAUAAAAACAAAGCUACAUGGGUUUUGAUUAUGUCAUCCAUUGUAUGUAAUGUCCCAUUGUGCCAUACAAAAAUGUAGUUGACAUGUCAAUUCUUCAGGGUUCAUGAUAAUUUUGGGACAUGGGCCAUAAAGUUGAGAAACCCUAAAAAACAACUAAUGGAUGAGCAACAAAAAGCAGCUAGACCAGCUAGCUGACAUGUUGGGAGAAAACUGACCAUGAAAAAGUGUAAAAAAAAAAACUGUAAGGACCCCACUAAGUUUCUGUUUUCAAGUGGGCAAGGAUGUAAAGUGGCUUUCUUUUGGAUACUAUCAUGUUAGUAUUUAUGUUUGACAUUUAGUAGUUGUUAAAAUCAAACCAACUCUUUAAAAGUUCCAAUUUUUUUUUUACAUAUAAUUCCAAAGUUGUUUGUUGUUGUUGUCCGUUUUGGACAUCUUGCAUAAUUAAUUAUUAAAUAUGUACAAAAUAAACAAUAAUUGACCAAACAUAGGAUGGAGGCUGGAAGGAAAUUUGGAAAUUAAGGGGUGCUAUUGGGCAUUAUAUAAUAUCAGGAGAUGUAUUUUCAACUAAAUAGUAUAUUUAUUUGUACUUAUUUGUACUAAAGAGAGAUUGUUUAAAUGUCACCACAUUUUUCUAAAUCUCUCUUUCAAAUGUUUAAAUGUUAUUGAUCUAGUCUAUUUUAUAUGCAGUUGUUCUGCGGAUUAGUCUAACACAAAGUUCAAUUCAAAAUUGUGAAAGAAUUGGUAUUUUGGGGGAAAACAAGUGUUAUCUAGCCUAAUUUCAUAGUAUGCCAGAGUGCUAGUUUUACACUUCAGUAACACAGAUUUAAAACAAUUAAAUUGAAUACAAUCAAAAAAACACUCAGUGUGUUGUAGGGGGACACACUGUAUGGGGCCCCAAAAAGACGGACAUGACCCACAAAAGAAGAAGGUCAAAUUAUUAAUGUGUCUCCAGGCUUUCAAAUUAUGUCACAUUUUUUUGCUGUGCACGUUUCUGUAUUUGCUGUAUCUGUUGGUAGAUCUGUUUUAAUUUGAGGUUUGUCUUUGCAAAUUGAGACAGAAUUUUUCUGUAUCAUUUGUAUAACAUGACUCAAAUAACAGAAAAAAAUGAUAUAAUGGUAUAUGUUGAGUUACUUUCUAAAUUACAAAGGCUCACAAAAAAAAUUUUCACCUGUGGUUUUACUUUGUCAGCAAAACAUCUGAUGUUAACACUGUUUCAUACCAACAGUCAGUUUGGAUUUCUAUUAACCAUGACCACGAUCAUUCCCCUCCCUUAACC
Micropterus salmoides (largemouth bass) is the source of this 3804-nucleotide messenger RNA. It is a transcript of the gene sstr1b, whose product is annotated as somatostatin receptor 1b. Gene Ontology annotation, cellular component: membrane; neuron projection. Gene Ontology annotation, biological process: cellular response to glucocorticoid stimulus; neuropeptide signaling pathway. The record is from RefSeq and is a predicted model, not a curated record. Bases 1343 to 2449 code for a protein of 368 amino acids. Lineage: Eukaryota; Metazoa; Chordata; Actinopteri; Centrarchiformes; Centrarchidae. Gene Ontology annotation, molecular function: somatostatin receptor activity; neuropeptide binding. The transcript has 2 exons.